Molecule: messenger RNA, 5440 nt
Organism: Priapulus caudatus
Lineage: Eukaryota; Metazoa; Priapulida; Priapulimorpha; Priapulimorphida; Priapulidae
Product: lysophospholipid acyltransferase 1-like
Exons: 13
Coding region: 9-1517 (502 amino acids)
Biological process (GO): lipid modification
Cellular component (GO): membrane
Molecular function (GO): acyltransferase activity
Source: RefSeq, a predicted model, not a curated record
UCAGUGCCAUGGAACUGUUUUCGUAUGGUGUACCCUCACGCCCAAAUAUUGCGAUGUAUCAAGGAUCGCAACUCCUAAAACCUUUAUCCAGAGCUGUUGGACUUCCGAUUGACCAGGUUAACUUCACGUGUUCUAUGUUAAUGUCCCUGAUUGCAUCAGUGAUAUUGCGGCUAUCGUUUCAUCCUUCACAUACAACAGCAACGGUGAGGCACAUAUAUUGUGUAGCAAUCGGACUCACAAUAGGAGUGUUCUGCUGGGGUGGUUUGUUUUAUUGCAGACGCAGCUGGAAUGUCAUACUGUUUGUUCUAGGAUGCUACAUGCUACUAAGAACAGUGGGCCCACAACAUAUUCAGAAGGUUGUCUUUGUGUACUCCAUGGCAUACUUGACUGUAUUGCACUGGUACAGACUAAAGAGCUAUGGUGUCUACGUCCUUGACAUUAGCGGGCCUGUUAUGGUUAUGACACAAAAGAUGACAACACUAGCAUUCAACAUUCACGAUGGUUUGGCACAAACCGAGGAACAGCUUUCCCCCGAAUGUAGAAAACAUGCUGUGAGGAAAAUUCCCCCUCCAAUUGAGUUUGCUAGUUACCUACUCAACUUCCAAACGAUCCUGUGUGGACCAUGUUCGCAGUACAAUGACUACAUAGACUACAUAGAGGGGAGGAGCCUGCAGUCACGCUCUCCCACUGCUAAUGGUUCCACCUUUAAGGAUGUACCAUCUUCAAAGGAACCAUCACCUGUUAGAGCUGUCAUGGAGAAACUAGGUAUUGUCCUAGUUCUGGUAUUUGUCAACCUGAAAUUGCUGCCACUUUUUCCAAUGGAGUACAUACGAGAGGAGAAGUUUCUCAUGAACACUGGCUUUAUUGGAAAAACAACAUAUAUUCUUUGUGCUACUACAGUCACUAGAGCUAAAUAUUACUUUGCUUGGGUCAUGGCCGAUGUCGUGUGUAAUGCCAGCGGGUUUGGGUUCAAUGGCUACAAUGAGGAUGGAACAGAGAGAUGGGAUUUGGUGCAGACCGUACACAUUGCUCGUUUCGAGUUUAGCCUCAGCUGGCGGGACUCCUUGGCGUCUUGGAACACGCAGACGAUGGUUUGGCUGCGCAUGAUUGCCUACGAGCGCGCCCCUUGUAUGAAGACCUUCCUGACAUAUCUACUGUCCGCGUACUGGCAUGGUUUCUUUCCGGGAUACUACCUGACGUUUGGCGCUGGAGCUCUCGUGACCAUCGCCGCACGAAAUGUACGUCGGAGCAUUCGACCAGUCUUUCAAAAGUCUAGAACGAUGGUCCUGCUGUACCAUGUGAUGACGUUCCUUGCAUGUCGUUUAGUAGUGGCAUACGUUACCUUCCCCUUCAUGCUACUCUCAUUUUGGCCUUCUAUACAAAUCUACAAGUCCAUGUACUUCUACAUUCACAUUGCUAUCUUGCUAGCCACCUUCAUCCUGCCUGUUGUGCUUCCACCGCCAAAACCUGGAUCGACGACGGAAAAUAGCGCCUCUCAGUCUUCACGCAUGAAAUGAAUAUUAUCAAGCCAUUCUCGGAAUCAAUCGUGGGUAAAUAAACUCGCCAACACAUUCAUGUGUGAGUAAAAGUAAUAUUUGUGUCAGUUGCAUUCAGAAUCACAGCCGACUGUUACAAUUUGUAAAAAUGCACCCUUCUCUUGACGUGACUGUGUGGAUUAGCAUUUUUGCAGCACUCUGAAAUGGCACGAUUGCUGCCAUAUUCGUUUUCUACACCAGCUCCUGGUGUGCCACAAAUUCUGUUGUCAUAGUGUGCACUUUUCAGAGAACCUAUGUCAAACAAUUGGUUUUUAGGGUGAAUGUCAUUCAGUUCAUCCAGUUUCGUUCAUCUAGUAAAAGAUAUAAAAGAUGAGGUAAAAAAAUAUUGCCCUUGUUUUUCGUGCAAAGAAACUGGAAGGUGCGAGAAGUAGACAUGUAUUUUGAUUGAGAGCAUUUGUUGCUUCAGCUUUAUAAGUGCAUAGAACUAGUCUUGUUGGGUGAAGGCGAUUUCGGUAGUGCAAUGCCUGCUAUCAUGUUGUGGCGCCGGUGUAGUGUUGCUAUAGUGAUAUUUGAAAAGCAUUUAUUACAAAAUGAUAUAUUUUAGUUAUGAGCAGAUGAGAAAACUCUUUUUAAUUCGUUGAUUUUUGUAAUGGAAGUAUAAAGAUCAAAGGGAAUUGGAGGACGAUGCUUUGCGGGAGCCAUUUAUGUGAUUCACGUAUGUGCACCCAUGCCUUUGCUAUUCGUGCAUGGUGUCAGCAGGGUUCAUUAAUACAUGUUACCUCAUUAUACAGGUACAUUGAUUCUGUUUGUAUACUAGAGAGAGGCCUGGGAGUUCGAGGGCUUUGAAUUAUGAGACGGUUAUGGUAUUAUAUUUAUACUGUAUCAACGAUUAAGGAUCUGCAAGAAAGGAUAGAGAAUUUUUAUAAUUCUGCUUCAUGUAAUUCGUGCAGCCAUCUUUUCCAAUUCUACCUCGCUACUGCUUGGCUAUACAGAUGCAAAUUCGUGUUUAUCUUUUACCUGAUCAUGAAAAAAUAUGUAUAUUUUAUUAACGUUAUUAUUUUUUUAGUUUAGGCAAUAAUUUGAAAGAGCUCUUUUCAUGUGUGUUAGUAUGAAUUAUGCUCAGCAACUAGUUUUGUGGGAAAAUGUGUUCGUCAUGCAAUUGUACACAUGGGAUCACACAAUUUUCUAAUCGUGCCGUGAAUGUUGCUAUGGUUAAGAAAAGGUUAUUAGAUGAUUAAUUAUCUAUCCAUCCAGCAAGAAAGUAAUCUUGCCAAUGCUUAUCUAGCCAGGCGAAAAAUAUAUUUUUCCUCCUUGCUGUGAGAGAUGUUUGUAUGGAACCAUAUAACACUUGUGGAUAAUAGUUGGGUCUCUUAUUAGAUGUAAUCGGGAGUGAAGAAUAAUAGAUCUAUUAUUAUUCACUCCCGAUGUAAUGAUGCGUAAUACGUGAUGCGUCUGUUAUACACGUGUGCACAUACACAGGAUCUGUCGCCGCAAGGUGCAAAAAUACAUUAUAUGCAUAUUUAUGACCCAAAAAUCGUCAUCGUAGGAUAUAUCGUGGGUGAUUUGAUUCAACCAGCCUAUUCGCUGCUUUCCUCCUAUAUACACAUACACCUAUGUAACUAUGUACGUAUUAUGUAUUAAUGCUCCUAUAUAAUGGUGCGUGUGUGCUUACGUGUGUGCGUGCGUGCGUGCGUCGUGCACACGCGUGUGUGUACUGCUUCUCAUUCACAAUCAGUUGUCGGAUAGUUAAAAUAUCUCCGUAAUUCACACUAACGUUAGUUUCUAAACGGAACUCACAAGCCACGGCAGGCGAACACUCAUCAUAGCUGAGGGGGAAAGCGGUUUUCACGCUAACGUUAAACUACGCUGGCAAUUUCACGCCUCUCGUUAGACGCCAUUGGGACCCGCCUGUAAUGAUUCGAUGAGCUGCGCGGGAGAUGUAAGCCAGUGUAUUUAAAUGCCUUAAAAUAUUUCACGAUAUAUUGAUAUUGAUAGUGAGAUAUUAAAUAUAUCAACUUCAAUUUGAAAAAUUAUGUAAUGAAUACUUCCCAUGGUCCUUACAGUGUGUGAACGUUGAAAUUAUCAUACCGGUGAUAAGGCUUUAGAACUUGUAUUUCCUUUUCAACUGAGUAUAUUAGGUCAUCUACCUUGAUUUAUUCAUGGUAUUGUUCGUAUAUGAGACAUAUAGUGUAUUUAUAUCCUUAUGUUGUGAUGCAUACUAAGCUCGUAUGCAGUAUAAAAACGUGUUGCAUUAGUUUGGAACAUGUGAGAGAUUUAUACACAGUAUUUUUAACAUGAACGUUGCUUCUUAUUUUAACACGGCUUCUGAAUAAUACUCCGAACUUCGCAAGCAACUCCAAUCAAAUACGCAAGCAUGGUUACCUAUGCCAUCUCCUUUCUGACAAAUGUUGAUAUUUUACUUACUCGGAAUUCAUAGGAAAUUAAAUAAUGGUGUACUUAUUAAUAAUAUAUUAUCAUAAUAGAGUAUUGUAGUCGUAACAUAUUUUUUUAGUGUCUUGCAUGAGUUGCAGGAUACAGGUAGAGUAUAUAAAAAUAUAUACGUAUAUAUAUAUUAUCAGGAGUAGAUAAUAGAAGUCUUCUAUUAUCUACUCCUGAUAUUAUAUAUAUAUAUAUAUAUAUAUAUUUAAGGGUUUUAAUAAUAAGUGAUCCCUCAUUAUCUUACUUCAGAUAUUAUGUAAUCUUGUAUAAAUGAACUCUAGAUACCAGCACGCAUGUAGCGCUCAGAAUUUAUAUUUUCUGACUGUAGAGCAGCCAAUGUUACAUAUAGGUACAGUAUGUAAUAUGAGAUAUGUAUUUGCCUAGAUGAUAUAAUUAGAUUCUGUGGUAAUAUAUUUAAUUGAUGCAUAUGCCGGUAUUCACCGUAAACAGCGCUUGCAUGCGUUUGAUUUCCUUUGGUAGAUUUUCUGUUAUGUAACAAUACUGUGAAAAGGUAUAUAACUCAUACGCAUAUUUUAACAUAUUGACAUGAUAGCCAGUAAAUAUUUGCGUUUACCGAUAUACAUUUCAACAAAAUACAGUUCGCUGCAUGCCAUAAACUAGAGAGAGAGAUGGGAGGGGGAAUGGGAAAGAGCGACAUGUCUGUACUUAUAUAUUGGAUAUAGUCGGCAGAGCAUGAACAUGUGGUUUUAGCAUAGAAAUAGUUUAGUGUUUACCUUUUGGUGUUUGGUUUUAGUAUGCGUUAACUUGAGUUUAUUAACAUACAAUUCCGUUGUCUAGUUGCCUAAUAAAAAUGCAAGAUUGACAAUUGUUUCAAAAACGUGACAAUGUGAAAGAAACGCUAUAUGGUUGUGAAUAAACUAAGCUUAAUUGUAAGAACCUACAUAAGAACCUAGCUAUAAAUCUAACUACCGUCCCAACUUGUGUGACCCUAGUAUUUAUGUAAACGUUUGCCGUUAAACAUCAGUGUAAAACUGACUUCCCGUAUCCAUAUAAAAUUUGUAGUAUAUGACGUUUUAUAUCGGACCAAAACUGUAUCGCUAUUAAGAGGGAUAGUUCGAUGUUUCGAUAGUUUUGAUGAUACGUAGUGCACACAUAUGUAUUGUCUGUUACUGAACAUCUAUGAAUGUACAUGGUGUCACAGUGUAUUUAUAUAGAAUUGAACGUACGCAACCAUCAUGAAUGCAAUGUGAGAGGAUAAUCAUCAAUUAUGUUAAACGGAGUAUAUUAACUUUAUUAUUUGUGAACGCAUACUGCAUCCGUGAUUGCAGAUCCACAACUUUUCAAUUGAAAUGUUGUUAUUUUUUAAACGUGAUGAUGAUGAGGUGAAAAAGUAAAGUCGUUGUAGGGCUGGGGAAUUCAUUUUUAAACCAACGUUGUUCGUAUUCUACAAUGAAUUUUGUCAAGAUUAUUUCCGUACAUUGUUAUCCGAAAAUGCUUCUCGUCGAAAUUUACAGUUAUUUUAAUACAGAUGACUAUUUACAUGA